Molecule: messenger RNA, 1172 nt
Organism: Oryza sativa Japonica Group (Japanese rice)
Lineage: Eukaryota; Viridiplantae; Streptophyta; Magnoliopsida; Poales; Poaceae
Source: RefSeq, a predicted model, not a curated record
GCAAAUUAUUAGACGUGCAGAGGGUGGAGUCGCUGUCCCGAUCUCCUCUCCUAAUAAAUCACAACUUCGCUUCUCGGUUGGCAGCAGCGAUUUCAUCCAAGCACCACGCCGCCGCCGCCGUCGAAGCCGAUCUCCUGCGCGCGGAGCGGAUCGCCUCUGUCAGUCACCAGCUAUACAGUAUGAGUUCACUGGAGAGUGCAAGAGCAGAUCUUGCUCUGCUUAUUUUAUACCUAAACAAGGCUGAAGCAAGAGAUAAGAUCUGUAGAGCUAUACAAUAUGGCUCGAAAUUUGUGAGUAAUGGACAACCAGGGCCUGCACAGAAUGUUGACAAGUCGACUAGUCUAGCUCGUAAAGUUUUCCGACUUUUUAAGUUUGUUAAUGAUCUGCAUGCUUUGAUUAGUCCUCCUGCCAAAGGAACUCCACUACCCCUGAUCUUACUUGGAAAGUCGAAGAAUGCACUGCUAUCAACUUUCCUCUUUCUGGACCAAAUUGUAUGGGCUGGAAGGACAGGAAUAUACAAGAACAAGGAGCGAGCAGAAUUCCUCAGCAAGAUAGCAUUUUAUUGCUUCCUGGGUUCUAACACAUGUACUAGUAUUAUUGAGGUAGCCGAGCUUCAGCGGCUAUCCAAGUCGAUGAAGAAACUAGAGAAGGAGCUUAAACACCAGGAGCUGUUAAAGAACGAGCAAUACCAGAUGAAACUGCAGAAGUGCAACGAGAGGCGUCUCGCUCUCAUCAAAUCGAGCCUCGACAUAGUUGUUGCUAUAGGGCUGCUUCAACUGGCUCCCAAGAAAGUGACUCCGCGUGUGACAGGGGCGUUUGGAUUUGCUAGCUCACUCAUUGCUUGCUAUCAGUUGCUCCCAGCCCCAGCCAAAUCCAAGUGAUCCACCUGAAGGGGUGUCAGUGGGCAGUUCCAAUGUUGCAACCAGUAAGAAAUAAAAGUGGAGCUGCUUGAUUGACUCAUGUGGACUUGAAAAUCCUUUGUGGGUUAUGGUUAAUAUGAUGAUCUAGUGGAUUGCUGCAGCUGUAAUUUUAAGGUGCAGUACUUGUGACAAAAAAUAAGAAACUUAGCAUGGGAAAAAUGUUGCAUUGUUUGCCAAUGGUUUAGUGUUGGGACUAGCUAAUAAGAACAUUGCCAUUAUAUCAACAUCUGUUUGUGUGCCUUGUUCGAGACU